GACAGACCCGAGGCUUGAGCUCCCGGAGUUCCUAUUGGGUCAACGCGGGAAGCGCCAAGAUGGCGGCAGCGGCGACCUGCAGCACAGGCACCAGGAGUCCUGGGUCUAUGGUGGUGGCGGCUAGCAGGGACAGCGUCACCAGCUUCCAGCGGAGGGGUCCUAGAGCCAGCGGUACCGACAGCGGCUGCUCUCGACUGGUGUCCAUCGCGGGGACACGACCGUCGGUGCGGAAUGGACAGCUGCUGGUAUCAACCGGGCUCCCAGCCCUGGACCAGCUCCUAGGUGGAGGUUUGGCCGUUGGAACAGUUCUUCUAAUUGAAGAGGAUAAAUAUAAUAUUUAUUCUCCUUUGCUCUUCAAGUAUUUCCUGGCAGAAGGAAUUGUCACUGGACAUACUUUGUUAGUUGCAUCUGCAAAAGAAGACCCUGCUGACAUUUUACAGGAACUUCCUGCACCAUUACUUGAUGAUAAUUGUAGAAAAGAAUGUGAUGAAGACAUACGUAAUUAUAAAACAGAAUCUAACAAUAAGAUGAAAAUAGCUUGGCGUUACCAGUUAUUACCCAAGAUGGAGUCUAGACCGGUAUCAUCUUCAAGAUUUGGUCACUAUUAUGAUGUAUCAAAAAGGAUACCACAAGAACUAAUUGAGGCUUCAAAAUGGCAUGGAUUUUUUCUUCCAGAAAAAGUAUCAUCAUCUCUUAAUGUAGAACCCUGUUCUUUGAACCAUGGCUACAUAAAGCUGCUGCAGUUUAUCCAGAACAUCAUUUAUGAGGAAGGAUUUGAUGGAUCCAAUCCCCAGAAAAAACAGAAAAACAUUUUAAGAAUAGGAAUCCAGAAUCUUGGUUCACCUUUGUGGGGAGAUGACAUUUGCUGGACAGAAAACUGUGACAGCAAUUUCAGUCUUACAAAGUUCCUCUAUAUGCUCCGUGGUCUUCUCCGAACCUCUCUUUCAGCCUGUAUCAUCACAGUGCCAACACACCUUAUCCAGAAUAAAGCAAUUAUUGCUCGUGUUACAAACUUGUCAGAUACAGUAGUUGGUCUGGAAUCAUUUAUUGGUUCUGAGAAAGAAACCAACCCAUUAUAUAAGGAUUAUCAUGGUUUGAUUCAUAUACGGCAGAUUCCUCAGCUUAAUAACUUGAUUUAUGAUGCAUCAGAUGUCAAAGACUUAGCUUUUAAAUUAAAAAGGAAGCUAUUCACCAUUGAGCGACUGCAUUUGCCUCCAGACUUGUCAGACACAGUGAGCCGCUCGAGCAAACAGGAUCUGGCAGAAUCCGCCAAGCUGCUGGGCCCAGGCUGUGGCAUGACGGCCCGAGGCAAGAAGCACCUGGACUUCUAGUGAUUCCUCCUUAGUGGUUGAUGCAGAAUUAUAUGACACUCUAAUUAUGAUUGCUAAUAGCUUAUGUAAAUAUUUUUCUUAACGAUUUGACCUCCAAUCCUUGAAAAACAGUUAGGAUUGCAAAAUGAGGCCACCAUUCUUCGUUAUUUUAACCAACUUUCUAUACAGAAAUAGUACAGCAGAAAUACUUUCACUUUAAAUUUUGUUUUAUGCUGUAUCUAGAGAAAAUAGAUUUUUUUUUUUUUUUUUUGCGGUACGCGGGCCUCUCACUGUUGUGGCCUCUCCCGUUGCGGAGCACAGGCUCCGGACAUGCAGGCUCAGCGGCCAUGGCUCACGGGCCCAGCCGCUCCGCGGCAUGUGGGACCUUCCCGGACCGGGGCAUGAACCCGUGUCCCCUGCAUUGGCAGGCGGACUCUCAACCACUGCACCACCAGGGAAGCCCCAAUAAUUUUAUUUUUAAAUAAAAGCAAAUCAAGAUGCCUUACAGUGGUCAUUAGUGUAUGUGUGUUUAAGGCACUCAGGUCAUGGUAAAGUGCAUGUUACAGCAGGUAGCAUAUAAAACAUUAUGAAAUUCAAAAUUAUAUAUGAAAAACGUAUUUUCUCUUCAUUUCUGAAAAAGCUCCCACCAAAAAUGCUAAGGUUUUUUUAAGAAAUGAAAAAAUUUGUUUGCUAAUAUAUGAAGACUAAAAUAAAAUGAAUUUGCAUUUAUGCAUCCUGUUAUGAAAUUGAUGAAGACAAGAUAGUAUUUUGGGAUUAAGACUCCAUUAAAAAUAAUUAGUCUGCCAUAGUAGUUGUUAAUAAAGAACUUGAGUGAUAGAAAACUUAGACAAAGAAGUAGAUGGUCUCUGUUUAAACAAUGGAAGUCCACACUGUGAAAUUAUGUCAAUAGACAUAAUUCAGGAUUGAAAUUCAAACCGACAGCUACAUUCAUGCUAGGAUACUGGGGAAAAACAUGUAUUGAAGCUUGGUGAGAGAUUUUUACAAAACAUCGGUCUGAGACAAAGUAUAAAAAAGCUAACUCAGAUUUCCAUUGCAUCAGGUAAAACCCUUUGUUAAUUAUGAACAUUGGUAGGUGUGUACAUUUAUAACAAUAUAAACAUGUCUUUGUGGAUAUAUUGAACUCAUUUUCAUAUGAAAUACUAGUUUUUUGAAUCAUAGUUCCAUAUUCUCAAAGCUUUUGACAAAUAGUAGACAAAAAGUAAAAGUUAGAAAAGUAACUUGCAUAUUUAAGUAAAGGGUCUCAGUUUUUUAAAAAGCCGUUUAACAUCUGUUAGGAGAAACUGAAUUUUCAAGAUAACAUUUCCAAAUAUAUUAGCCUAUCUUGAAGCAGUUAUAUCUAGCAUUUUUGAGCAGUUUGCUUUUAAUAUACCACAAAUUAUACUUUAUUUGUUCUUGACAACAUUGCGGAAAACAAAGCCUAGGUUUUUAAAACUGUCUAACCGAUAUGAUGAAUGUCAGUCACUUAAAAAAAACCCACUGUAGCAUAAACACAUACUGUAUACAGCUUUUAUUCAGAAUUAGAAUAAUUGAAUCAGUGACAGGAUGUCAAAUCUCUCCAUCAUAUCCUGUCACUACCAGUUUAUUUUUUGUGAUCAAAAUCAAAAAGACAACUAUUUUGUCACCUGCUAUU
Molecule: messenger RNA, 2961 nt
Organism: Mesoplodon densirostris (Blainville's beaked whale)
Lineage: Eukaryota; Metazoa; Chordata; Mammalia; Artiodactyla; Ziphiidae
Gene: ELP4
Product: elongator acetyltransferase complex subunit 4
Exons: 10
Coding region: 60-1331 (423 amino acids)
Biological process (GO): tRNA wobble uridine modification
Cellular component (GO): cytoplasm; elongator holoenzyme complex; transcription elongation factor complex
Source: RefSeq, a predicted model, not a curated record